Halteromyces radiatus is the source of this 970-nucleotide messenger RNA. RefSeq lists its product as uncharacterized. Gene Ontology annotation, cellular component: nucleus. Gene Ontology annotation, molecular function: mRNA binding. NCBI's taxonomy places the organism in Eukaryota, Fungi, Mucoromycota, Mucoromycetes, Mucorales, Cunninghamellaceae. Gene Ontology annotation, biological process: mRNA export from nucleus. The coding region runs from base 55 to 846 and encodes 263 amino acids. The transcript is spliced from 5 exons. The record is from RefSeq and is a predicted model, not a curated record.
UUUUUUUUACAUUUUUUUCUUUUUUCUUCUCAUCACACUUAUUUUUUUGACAUCAUGUCCUCAAAACUGGAUCAAGCACUUGACGAUGCUAUUAAAGAAAGAAGAUCUCAUCAACGUUCCAAUAAUAGUAGACGACAACAACAGCAACAAUCAAGAUUAGGUUCUUUUGAAAGACGUAUCACCAAAGAUGGUACCAUUAGGAAACGUAUUUCAACUGGAAGUAAUAUCAAUAGUAGACUUGGUUCUUCUUUUCGUACUGCUGGUGGACCUCAACGACAAAAUCGACGCGGUAGAAGUUUUGGUGGAAAACGUAGUACAGAUCAACCUUGGUCUCACGAUUUAUUUACUGGUGGCGAACGAAAUGUUAGUACUUCAUCUAUUGAAUCACGUCUUGGAAAGGGAAGACAACAACAACAACGACGUUUUGAUGGACAUUCUGUAUUACUGGUGGAAAAUAUACAUUAUAAUGUUACAGAACAAGAUCUAGAGGAAGUAUUCAAAUUAGUUGGUACAGUAGAAAGAUGUAAAAUUGAAUUUGAUCGAUCUGGACGAUCUACUGGAGUAGCCAAAGUGACAUUUAAUGAUCGAAAUGUUGCCUUAAAAGCUAUGGAUAAAUUCAAUAAUGUGGAUUUAGAUGGACAACCUAUGAAGAUUAGUUUAUUAGAUAAAUCUAGUAAUAAUAAUAAUAAUAAUAGUAAAUCAUCAAGACAAAAUCGUGGUAAUAGUAGUAGUAGUAGUAAUAAUGCUACUCGAAAUGCAUCAGAUUUGGAUGCUGAAUUGGAAGCUUAUACCAGUGGUACCACAAACAAGCAAAAUGAUGAUGAUGAUGCCAUGAUGUUGGAUUAAUUAUUAUUUAUAAAAACGUAUAAAUUCAAAUUACAUUUUAUAGUUUUAUUUUUAUUUUUAGUUUUAUUUUUUUUUUUUUGUUAUAUAAUUUUUUUAAAAAAUAAAAAUCCUUUUCUGUGUCACC